Molecule: messenger RNA, 294 nt
Organism: Rotaria socialis
Lineage: Eukaryota; Metazoa; Rotifera; Eurotatoria; Philodinida; Philodinidae
Source: the annotation of a GenBank genome assembly
AUGACAAUGAACUGUCAUCUUCUUCAAGCAUUACUGUUGCUCUGCAUGGUUUCGUAUACAUGCCAGGCUACCAAUGCGAUCACGUGCCAUAAGACAGGUCCUAUGAAGAAACAUCCAUCUAGUACAAGUGGCAUAAUCAAUUAUGUCAAUUACGGCAUGAGUUUUCCAUGCAACUGUUACAUUAGCGGAAGAGAUGCUGGUAAAAAUGUACAAUGGUUUCGUGUGAAUGUAGACAAAGGAGCUUACGGCUACAUAAGCAGCAUUUAUUGCUCGGGCGACGUCAAGCUGUGCUAA